UUAGUGUAUAAGCGCAUAAGUAAUACCCGCAGCAAGCUAGCCUCUCCAUCAAGGUGCUCUACUGUCCCCCCACUCGGUUUAGUUUGUGCUAUCUCGUUUGGUUUUCGUCCUUGUUUUUAUUACUAACCUGGGCGAUACUCGGUUUGGUAUAUCCAGUAUUGUGGUGCUGAGGGUUUGUCUUAGUUGUCUGUCCACCAGAACCCUCCUGGUCUUAGCCCUCGGGUUCGGGUACCGCGCCUACCCCACUAGAUCCGGAGACUACAUGUUUCAUUUCGGCGGGGUGGCAGUUCUCCCUGAGAAUGAACUAGGUGUCAUGAGGCGCAGUCGUCUAGACUCGUGUGUUACGUAGAACUAUAUUGGAUCACUCCAGCAUGGUAUUAUUUAGCGCGGCAGGAUACAUUCCCACUAAGAUGCUUCAGUCCAAACACCAACUGGCUGCAUUCCAAACACACCUUCCCCCGUCAGCCCUCAAAUUAAGUGAACACUUCUGAUAACAUAUCAUGCGGUAUGAUGACGAGUUGACACUUGUAGGGCAAGGUACGAGGGAAGAAGGAAUGAAUUUUAAAUGGUCGACCUUGGCUUAAAGUUAGUCCAACGAAUGUGUUUUCAUUAAUCAUGGAACCACCGGUAGCGGAAAAUUGUGCACCCAUUUGACCAUUGCUGAGAACCCACCCCAGGAACCCCUUGUUGAGAUUCCACCAUGGAGGAUGUUCAGGUGGAGGAAGAUGUCCCAAAGGAGGGUGCAGAGGUGGAGAACCCAGAGCCUUUAUCUGCAGAGAGCUAUGCAGCAGAAUCCAUGGCUGCAGACACAGACCCCUGGAUCAUAUUUGACUCUCGCAAAACGCCUGCAGCUGAGUUUGACGGCUGGCUGGAGACCAACAGGCCAUCCCAGGUGGGGCGUUUCGGGGACGAGGCGAGUGGUAAAGGACCUGUGGGGUGGAUCGCUGUGUUGGGCCCGGGCCACUGCCCUGCCACAGGGGACGUCAUUGGACUCCAGGCAAGCUGGGAGAGGCUGCUGACCAGCGGGAGAACCAUCACCUUCCAGACUGUGAAGGAACUGGCACUGAACCACGGGGUGCUCACCGGCAAGUGGCUGAUGCACCUGGACUCAGGCUUCAAGGUGGACCAUGCCUGGGAGUGUGUGGCCAGAGCAGCCCUGGAAGGGAAGAUCUUCCAGACCAAGGUGAGCCCGCGCGACCCCAAGUCUGACCGUAAGCACGUCAUCUGUUCCUAUAACAAGGACUUCACAGACGAGAACGAGGUGAUGAGGCUGGAUGCAGUCAUCCGGGCAACGGGGGUCAAGUGCUUGCUGUCCUUCAAGCCGGAUGUUUACACUUACCUGGGUAUUUACCGCAACAACCGCUGGAAUCUCUGCCCCACCAUCUACGAGAGCAAGUACGACCUGGAGUGUGUGCCCCGGCGUUCCCACAUCAUCAACAAAGUCACCAAUCUGGAGGUUACCUAGGAAAGGAGUGUGGGAGGAUAGUUUGCUAUUGCUAAACAAGCACUUAAUGUUGGACACAUGCCAUGAGUCAGGCUAUGUUGUACAGUACUGUACUUCUGACUUGGGUUCAGUUAAUUCCCUGAAGUAUGGGGUUUAAUAUUUCUGAGUUCUUCCUAUGUCUCGAAGCAGACUUGUUCAUUGUGCUGAAAUUAAUUUCAGAUUUCUUGCCAUAGUUCAUUGCAGGGUGCUUCAAGAUUCAGAUUAUAUUGUCUACCAUACAAGCAAAAAUGUUUUACUACUUCAACAAAAAUGUUGUAAAUCAAGUCUUUAAUUAACUUAUUCGGUAGUGCAGCUGCCAUCCACAACUCUGAAACCAGAGCUUGUCACUGGUCAUGCAUUGACUGAAUACAUGCAUGUUUUGUUGCGAUUCUGUACCUUUUUAACAUUUACAAAGGUUGCUGUACUACAAAGAUGUCACGGUAUCUGUAAUAAAAAUGUCUUACCAUUUUCAUAUGUUUUGUACUCGAUGUUAUCAAUUACAACAAUUGCCAAAUAAAUUUAUUUUAAACGUU
This is a messenger RNA of Salmo salar (Atlantic salmon), 2016 nucleotides long. NCBI's taxonomy places the organism in Eukaryota, Metazoa, Chordata, Actinopteri, Salmoniformes, Salmonidae. The record is from RefSeq and is a predicted model, not a curated record.